CGAGAAGGAUUCAACUGGCAUGCAUCAUACCCGGAGGACACCAUUGCCCCGGAAGCAACCCUAUUGCUGCUGCUGCUGCGAGUCACACUUUACUCAUCCGCUGCACAGCACCCCGCCGCAGCGCAAGCAACGAACGCAUACGUGAGUGUAAAAAUAAUCGAGAAAUUACAAAAAACAUUGGAGGAGUGAAGAGUGGCAGGCACCACGAGAGAGAGUGGUGUCGCUCCACUCACGGGAAGGCCUCUCAUUUUCUGGCUGGCUGGCCAUUCCUCGUUGAUCUUUUGCACUUCAAUCACACACACACACUUCGUGACAAGAUGAAAGGACUCGACGAUGGAGAUUCGUCGACUGACUCUCUGUUACCAAAGUACACGGAUGAGAAAAAACUAGAAGACGUCGAGAGUCGACCUGCUAGCCCUCUGCUCGCUCCCGCCGCUGCGCAGGCGAAUGGAGCUCUCGGUGGUCCCGCGACGACCCCUAGACGAAAAAAUGCUCCAUGGAUGUUCAAAGCCAUCAUGUUCUGGUUCAGUCUCUGGGCAGGACUUCACGUCCUACGACGAUUAUCUGGUCCCAAGCACGAAGAACAUGCCCAUGGUUUUUGGCCAUCCCCAGCCAUGAAUCGCCUUACUUCCGGAUGGAGGAGGAGUUUGAAGUCGGGUACCACGCCCGAAGUGUGAUGGUCUUCAAGGAUUUGUCGAAUCAUGUCGGUCGUCGACACGCCCAAGGCAAGGCACUCGUCUUUGACAUGCCUUCGGAGAUUCCUGCUCAAUUAGUCAUCUCCAAGGACGACGUGGCAUUCCCCACGGUCGUCAUUGAGACUGAUCAGGAAGAAGAGACGUUUGAUGCUAUCAAGUUUGAUGAGGGAUUCUCGACGUACACCAUUCAUGUGCCGGAAGAAGCAUUCGCCCACCUCAUCAAGCUGAAACUCCCUCUCGAAUUCGACCGGAUCCCUCGCCUCGUGAUCGAUGACGAAUCCUACGUGCCUAUUCUGCUUGAUGAGUCCGCGGCGGGUCUCCCCUUCUCUUCCUUGUCCAUUCAAUCGAGCGAGAUCGACGAAGAUGCUGUCCGAGGGCUCAACGCUGAGAUCAUCGACAUUCACGUCACGAACGGUGAUAUCAAAGGUACCUUCAACAUCACUAGAGGUAUCAACCUCCAUACCGUGACGGGAAACAUUGAUGCCGAGGUGAUCGUAUCGAGACAUGCGAGAUGUCACGGCAAUCAUUCAGAAGAGCACGAGAGGCCUCACCGUCCUCACCGUCGACAUCACGACGACAACGACGUCGAUGAGGAGGAGGAGGACCACCACAAGGACAAAUCUCGAUGGAGUUGGCUCUCGUUCUUUGACUCUGAGGAGAAGGCUGAGCAUCACAAGCAUAAACACGGCCACAAGCACAAGCACAAGCAUGGUGAUAAGCAUGAACACAAGCACAAGCACCAUGGAAAGCAUGAUCACAACAAGGAGCCACAUGGACCUCACCCGCCUCACGGUCCUCCUCACGGUCCUCCUCAUGACCCACCUCAUGGCCCUCCCCAUGGACCUCCCCAUGGACCUCCCCAUGGACCUCCCCAUGGCCCACCUCGCGGCCCACAUGGUCCACACCCUCAUGGUCCCCCUCCUCCCUUUAUCCGCGCUGAAUCUUCCACUGGUGACGUCAAGCUCAAGAUUUCUCAACCUUACGGACUCGGCACCUUUACCACCGCUUCGACCCACCGUGGCAAUGUGGACAUCGACGGUGCCGACAAUUUCCGUGGAUUGUUCAAGGCUGGUACCCAUGUGGGUGACAUCAAGAUCACUGCGGAUACAACACGUAACAAGACCCUCGAAGUAAUCAAGAAAGUUGAAGAGGGACCUGGCGGAUGGACCGUUGGUCUCGUCAAGAAUUUCCACGAGGGUAACGAGACGGUCAAAUAUCCUCGCCAAGCCCACUUAGAGGAGAUGUGAGUGAAGGGCGGUAGGCAUCAGAGGCAGCUUUCAGACUGACCCUGCGUGCCAGGUACCGGUCAAUGUACGCCGAUGAUGAGCCAAAGGAGCCCAAGGAGCCCAAGGAGCCUAAGGAGCCUAAGGAGCCUAAGGAGCCUAAGGAGCCAAAGGAGCCCAAAGAACCCAAGGGUCCAGAUGGCCCUCGACCUCCUCACCGUGGACCCGAGCACCCUCACCCUCCGCCUCACGGGCCACAUGGCCCUCACGGUCCACAUGGUCCUCACGGUCCCCAUGGACCUGAGAGACCUCACGGGCCUCCUCAUUGGUUCAGUCUCUCAGGGAUAGGACAUGAAACAA
Messenger RNA from Kockovaella imperatae, 2278 nucleotides. RefSeq lists its product as hypothetical. Lineage: Eukaryota; Fungi; Basidiomycota; Tremellomycetes; Tremellales; Cuniculitremaceae. The record is from RefSeq and is a predicted model, not a curated record. The coding region runs from base 497 to 1942 and encodes 481 amino acids. The transcript has 4 exons.